UUCAUCUCGUACCUUUUCAACACAUUGUUUUAGCAACAUUGCUAAUUUGUUAUUUUCGACCACAUGCAGUAAAUACGUUUCUUAUGGGAUUUACUUUGCGUGUCAAACUGUCAUUUAACUGAUAUAGGGCCCAGCGAAAUUCGGGCGGCAAGGCGAUUGAUUUGGAGUUUUGGUGGCCACUUCACUGACAAGGACCAAGGAGUUGCAUUUAAACCGCUGUUUCGAUUUAACUAACCUACCGUAACAUAAUUUCGUAAAAACGGGCUGUACAGUUGAAUUUUAUUACCCGAAAUGUUGCGUACUACCACCGGUCUUUUAUCUCGUCUCUCAGUCAAUGAAUCAAAAACGACCAGUUCCGCUUUGGGCCUUGAGUUUGUGCGCUGGCGUCGGAAGCCCCGUUGGUUACCUGUAGCGAAAAGUAAAUUGUACCGUGUGCCGGAGCGCAAGGAACAAAAUGCGGAUGAAAGAGCUGAAUUGAUGCGACUGCAUAACAAUUACAAAUUACAAAUGCGCUCUAUACGGCAGUAUUUACGCGAAGAGGUUUUGCGUUUGAAUGUAACAACCACUGCUGAUCACAUUGUACUCACACCAGAGCAGGAAGAAGCCGAGUUCCAACGUUGUAUGCAAGAGAAUGAAGUUUGGAAUCAAGCGAUUGCCGCUGAACGAAAUGCACGUUUGCAGAAGGACCGUGAACGACAGGCUGGCGAAAUUCGCGAACGUUUAGACGCAGCGCGUUUGCGCGAGGAAGAACGUUUGGAGCGAGCUGAAGAAAUUGUUAGGCGAGAGAAAGAAUUAGCAAAGACAUAUGUAACCCGCGAAAAUCUUGAUACCGCUAUCGAACAGGCGCUAGCCAAUCCAGUUGAUUACAACUUUUCCUUGGAUUUGAAAGGCAAUAUUUAUCGAGGGCGCACCACUCUGCCAGGUGGUAAAGGUACACCAGCCACAAGUGGCGCCCAAGAGGGUGAAUUACAGCAAGCUGUAGAAGCUAGAAACUAAGUGGAUCGUUAUCAAGUAGUAUAACAGAUUUUGAAGUGCUUUCCUUAUACAUAUUUUAACGUUAUUGAGUGUUGCGUUCGCAGAAAUCGUCAAUGGCGCAAAAUAAUAAAGUGAAAUGAAAAGUUUGCAAUUUA
Molecule: messenger RNA, 1130 nt
Organism: Rhagoletis pomonella (apple maggot)
Lineage: Eukaryota; Metazoa; Arthropoda; Insecta; Diptera; Tephritidae
Product: probable 28S ribosomal protein S26, mitochondrial
Exons: 4
Coding region: 292-996 (234 amino acids)
Cellular component (GO): mitochondrial small ribosomal subunit
Source: RefSeq, a predicted model, not a curated record